AGCCGCGGGGAUGUCUGUGUCACUGCUCAGGAAAGGCUUGGAUUUGCUUAGGGAGGAAAGGAGCGGUGCAGAGUCAAGCUCCAAGAAAAGAAACUCAAGCAGCAAGCCGAAGCCCUGCCUUUCCAGCAGCAAAACCGGCAUGAGAAAGCAACUGCGGCGGCUGAAGCAGCAGGGACUGCGGCACGACCAGAAAGCAACUGCUAAAGGCAGGGUGAUACGGUCCGCUGUAGAGGAGUUUAAGAAACAGAGUGCGAAAGAUCAUCUGCAGCAAAACCUACAGUACAUGCUUGAUUCCAGCUCUGUGACAAGCAAAGAAGUUGUUGAUAAAAUCUUGAAACAGAACAGAGGGCGCAAAGCAAAGGACAUUGAAAUCAAGCAGCACAGGCAGAUAAAGGAGAAGUCUGUGUUCUCAGAUGCUGACUUCAAGCGCUUUGAGUUGGAAUACUUUGGGAGCAAAUAAGGUCUUUUGAAAACUUUCUAUCACUUGUAAUUUUGAAUUCAGCAGGUAGCACGUGAACUAUAUUUUACUGCAAACCUGGAUUUUACAACUUGUAUAUAUUCAUAUAUUCCUGUCAUUUGGUUGCAAAAGGCUCAUAGAAGAUGGGAAAAGCUCCCAGUAUGGUUUGGAAAGUUAAAGGAACCUCUUAUUUAACAUUAAAUAAAAACACAUUUAAGAGAA
This is a messenger RNA of Xenopus tropicalis (tropical clawed frog), 679 nucleotides long. It is a transcript of the gene rps19bp1, whose product is annotated as ribosomal protein S19 binding protein 1. The record is from RefSeq and is marked provisional. Gene Ontology annotation, cellular component: nucleolus. Lineage: Eukaryota; Metazoa; Chordata; Amphibia; Anura; Pipidae. The coding region runs from base 11 to 460 and encodes 149 amino acids. The transcript is spliced from 4 exons.